Aspergillus wentii DTO 134E9 is the source of this 1549-nucleotide messenger RNA. RefSeq lists its product as uncharacterized. The record is from RefSeq and is a predicted model, not a curated record. Lineage: Eukaryota; Fungi; Ascomycota; Eurotiomycetes; Eurotiales; Aspergillaceae. Gene Ontology annotation, cellular component: membrane. The transcript is spliced from 2 exons. Gene Ontology annotation, molecular function: glycosyltransferase activity. Bases 106 to 1539 code for a protein of 477 amino acids.
CCUAUUGUUGUCUCACCCAACAUGCUCUAAUUAUGUCGAUUCUUUCUAUGAUUCUUUAUAAUUCCUCUUUAUCCCACCAUGAUCAACUUCAAAAAUAAACCCUCAAUGCCCUCUCGCCGUGUCACCAUCCCAGCCCUCGUGCUACUGGCCCUGUGCAUCCUGGCCUUCCUCAGCUUCAGACUCGGCAAUCCCUCCGCCCGUUUGUUACCACACUCACCUCCUUCAUCCCCGUCUUCGCCCGACUUCUGGACCUGGGAGACCGUCUCUCGUUUCCGUCCCUCGCCCAGCGCCGCGUCGUCCGAGCCCGACAUCUGCGAUUCCUUCCCCUCCGAAAUCCUCCCGCGCGUCCAGGUCGUGUUGAAGAUUGGCGCCUCCGAACCCGCCGAUCGCAUCGAGGCCCAGUUCGCAACGGCCACCCGCUGCAUCUCGAAUCUCAUCAUUGUCUCCGACCACGAGCAGGAAUUGAAAUCGCACCAUGUCCACGACAUCAUCGCGACCCUUCCGCAUUCCUACCGUGUCGACAAUACUGUCGACUUUGAAGCCUACGAGGCCUUUUACGUAAACCACACCAUCAAGAGCAAUGCCACGAACACGAAUACGGAAAAGCAAAUGACGGGCGCAAAGGGCUGGAAGCUGGAUCGGUUCAAGUUCCUCCCCAUGGUCGAAUACGCCUACGAGGUCAAUCCGACGGCCAAUUGGUUCGUGUUUAUCGAGAGUGACACCUACGUCGUCUGGGAUAAUCUGUUCCGGCUGCUGGACAGCUAUAAUCACCAUACACCGCUCUACUUUGGGUCGCCUUCGCCGGGUAGGAAGAACAAGGAUGAUGAGACGACGUGGUUCGCGUACGGGGGUGCUGGGUUUGUCCUCUCCUCUGCGGCGGUUCAGAAGGCGGUUGUCCGGAAGGCUGGUGCAAAUGGGGAGUUUGCUUCGCCGUCGUUGACGGAAGAGUACCAGCAGCUUGCUCGUGAGGAUUGCUGUGGGGAUUCGAUACUGGGGUGGGUGUUGUAUCAGAAGGGGAUUAAACUGUCGGGAUUGUGGCCUAUGUUUAAUCCUCAUCCCCUGCAUGGGAUUCCUUUUGAUGAUAAGCACUGGUGUCAGCCGGUAAUCACCCUUCACAAGACACUUUACUCGGAUAUGGAGUCUUUGUCGAAAUAUGAGCAGCAGAGGGGUCAGAAGCAACCUCUACUCUAUGCAGACCUGAUCGACUACCACAAGAUCGGCACCUUUGAGCAAAAAACCGACUGGGAUAACGGCGACUGGGGUGGCUGGCAAGAACCCCUCGAAUCGCCCGGUCACGCCUCCAUGGCAGCCUGUAAAGCUGCCUGCCACGACCAUCCGGAAUGUCUGGAAUACACCUACGAUUCAUCCGGCCACUGUGUCUUUGUGCGCACAGUCCGACUCGGGGGACCGAAAACCGACCUUCCCGAUGGGAAUCGUCUCUCUGCCGGAUGGGAUCUGGAAAAGAUCGCCAACUGGCGCAACGGUCGACAGUGCGAGAAGCCGUUGUGGGUGAAGCCGAGUAUUACUCGGAUAUUUUAAUCUGUAUUGG